AUGUGGGUUGUAGAAUGUAACAACAACAAUGGCCAAGACCCGAAUAUUUCGACCCGUACCCGAAUACAUGACCCGAACCCAUUUCAAGCUCCUUGUUUUUACACUCACAACAUUAAUCUCCCCACAUGGAACAAAACCCUAACUCUAGAUGAUUAUAUAGGUAAAAGAGAGAUGACAAGCAAUAACAUGGCGCCAUUAGUGAGCUCGAGAUGGAACCCGACUAGCGAGCAAGUGCAAGCCUUAGAAGAAAUGUAUCGACAAGGGAUUAAAACGCCUUCGGCCCAACAAAUACAACAAAUAACCGCAAAACUUAAAAAGUUUGGAAAAAUCGAAGGCAAAAACGUGUUCUAUUGGUUUCAAAAUCAUAAGGCUAGAGAAAGGCAGAAAAAGCGCCGGCUGCUGGCGGCUAAAGACAAAAUGCGCGGUUUAGAGAUGAGGCCGGAAAAUAAACAAUCGGGUAAAUUUUAUUUUUUAUUUUUGAAUUAA
Striga asiatica is the source of this 486-nucleotide messenger RNA. The record is from the annotation of a GenBank genome assembly. Lineage: Eukaryota; Viridiplantae; Streptophyta; Magnoliopsida; Lamiales; Orobanchaceae.